ACGUAUCAGGGCCAUGUUGGACGCUGAUGAACCUUUUAAGCCGGAGCAAGCUUACGAGUAUUUUGUCAACUUACGGAAAACGAAGAGGAAACGAAACAAGAAGCUAAGACAUCAAGGGAAAAGAGAUUUGCUAGCGAUAUGCGAUGAUAAAAGAUUCCUGUGGGCGAGGAACGCGACCGUUGCGUUUGCGCGCGGGAUUCAACAACGUCUUGCGAGGCCUGGGCGUUACGCUCUUGCCGAUGGAAUGCUGUGCCUUUCCAAUUUGAUCUUAAACGACAUUUGCGGCUUUAUGCGAAUGAAGACUCCAUCGCGAACCAGUACGAGUCCAAAAGCAAAGUUCAUGAUGGAGAUGUCUGACAAGAUUGCUGUGUGGAUCGAUGAAAUCCUAACGGAGUCUGAUGAUCGCAUGCUGAUGAUGGACUUUGACGAGGAUGAUGACGUGAUCGCGGCGGACGCGGCCGGAGAUACGAAUUUCACUGAUGAUUUUCUAGAAAUGAUGCAACAUGGUCAAGAUCAACCUUUGAAGCAGACUCCAGCUUAUAAGCAAUUUACUGGUGAUAUGCUUGAAGUUUUUAUAAUUUUAACCAAUGCCAUGUAUAAAGAAGGCGAUGUGACAUUAAUAGAUCACGGCAAGUUUAAACAAUCAUAUUCAGAUGCGGCGAAUUUGCUUAAAGAGACUUCCACAUUUGAUGUCUUGGAAAUAAACAGCGUUGUAGUGAAAAAAAUUAAAAAAUCACUUUCAGAUGUAGCACACCCUCUAACACCGAAGAAUCUAGAAGCUUCUAUGAAAGCCAUGGUCGAUUUAUGCUCGAAGUUCUUAGCUGAGAAUGCUGAUAAUAACAAGGACAAGGGGCCAGGCUUUAAGCUGUUGAUAAGUACAUUACGUAAACAGCCGAAACAAGUAUUAUUUGAAAAGGAUAGGAUAAAAGAAACAUACGAAGGAGCCGCGACAGAGUUAACUAAUGCGAGAAGCUUAGAAAGCGACCACGACGAUCAGGUUCUAACAGAAAAAAUACAAGAGGCUCUGAGGAAAGUGGUUGUAAAGGUCACCCCACACGACAUGCAAACUGACAUGAAUGAAACUAUUGAUCUUUGCUCAAGGUAUUUAUCUGAGGCUGCCAUAGAUAAGUUGGAACGAGGUCCAGCUUUCGAUAUUAUGAUAAAAGAACUAAUUUUCCACGGGGCGAAGCCUUUUAUACCUGAAUUCCAUGACAUAGAUACUAAUUUUGGAGUUGCUCAUGUGUUAAGUAAAGCGCCGGGCUUGUCCAGUAUACAACCAGAUCCACAGUCAAGACCUUUAUUCGAAGAAGCUUUACAUAAAGUCGUCGACUUAGUAACGCCCAAGGUUUUAAAGCAAGAAAUGAAUGAGGUUAUAAAAAGGUGCGCUAAUUAUUUAUCCGGUUAUGUACGGGAUAGAGAGCAUGCUUUGAAGUUACUGGUAGAAACAAUGAGAAAGACGCCGACAAAGGAUCUCGCAAAAAGGGAUGACUAUGCGAUGGCGUACGGAACUGGAGCCGAAGAGACAGAGAAUACACGUAGUUUAGUGCCAUAUUUGCCCGUGAAAGAUAUAGCAGUGGAAAUUAAGGAAAAACUGGCGACUGACGUUAAACCUGUCACUCCAGCACAACUACAUGUACCAAUGAAAGUUCUCGUACGAAAUGUCGCUGAUGUUUUGUCUCAACCGAUUGCUAUGAAAAGUGGCGCUGCGGGUGAAACGUAUCCAAUGGAUUAUUUGAUAGCAGUAGAAAAGUCGAUGGGAACAAAACCACUUUACGAGUACAAAGGCUACAGCGAGACGCACGCGGGUGCAGCAAAAUCAUUGCAAGCUACUCCAGUGCCAGACGACACAAUACAAAAUAAAGAAUUGGAAAAAGAAAUUCGCACUGAAUUGCAAUCAUCGUUGCCGCCAAAAUUAACACCGUUACUUAAUAAAGAAUUAGAUGCUCCCAUUACUGAGGCUGCAAAUAAACUUGCAAAAAUUGGAACUGUGAAAGGUAUCGCCUUUGAACACUUGACAACUGCGAUGAAAGAAAAGGGUGAGGAACAACUCGUCAAAAAGAAGCAGUACGAGGAAUCUUACGCAGCCGGAGGGCAGAGGUUAAUAGACGCCACAAAUCUAGCGACUAAAAAAGUAGAUGAGGCAGCAUACGAAAAAGUCAAAGGUAAACUCGCCAAACUUGUUGAAGAUAAACCACCACCGGAAAAGGCUAAACAGCAGAUGGAAGCAAUAAUUGAGGAAUCUUCAAAGUACUUAACGGCACCACUUGAAGAUGAACAGGAUAAAAGGCGUUUCUUAGCCGAUUUAAUGGGUAGAAAACAAGACGAAGUGUUAGCACAGGAAAAGUCUUACAAAAUCACAUUCAAAGAAGGUGGACAAGAACUUUUAGACGCUCCAGCAAUACCAGCAAAGCCUGUGGAUCUACAACUUAAGACUGAUUUGCAGCAAAAAAUAGGCAGCGUGGUCACUCAAAAGGGUUUGCAAAGUGUAUUAAAAGAUACUGUAUCCGAUGCGGCUAGUAACUUAACAAAUAUUGUAAAAGGAAGGGGAGAAAUUAUAAAAAUUAUACACGAUGAUAUGAGAACUGAAGCACAGAAACCUUUCUUGUCCGUUGGAAAAUUUAACAAGACACACGACCAAGCUGCGGAAAUGAUACACACAGCGCCAAAUUUUAGCACGUCCAAUUUUGCGCCGAAAAUUCAUAGGAAAGUUACCGAUCGUAUUAACGAACUGCCCUUGAAGGGCGUCAGCCAAGCAGCCAUGCCACACGUCCCACACGCAGUGGAUACAGUAUCAAAAUAUAUUGCUGGCGUCGCUACAAAGGAAUGCGGACUGGACCCUAAGGAAAUUGAUGCAUGGGAACCAACCGAAUCCGAUAAACGCCGGAGAAGUAGCAGUUUGCAAUCGAAGUUACCAUCGCAGCCCCGGCUGCCGUCGCAACCGCGGUUACCAUCGCCACCAACUAUACAAUCGCAAGGCCAACUGCAACCGCAACAACAACCGCAAUCGCUACAGCAACUGCAAUCACAAGCGCAAUUGCAAUCGCAAUCGCGAUCGCAACCGCAAGGAUCAACUGAAUCGCAACAGAUACAAAUACGAACUUUCCAGAAAAAAGAAGAACCGAAAAAACCUGAAAGAGAAACAAAAGCCACAGAUGUCGACAUGGACCACGAACAAGCUGUACAAAUUCUGCAACAGAAGCUGAAGGCGAGAGGCGGUGAAAUUUUUUACAAGCAACCUCAUAACGAACUAUCUCACGCGAUGGCAGCUGACUGGAUAUCGGAGCUGCCGCUGACUACGGAUAAAUCUGUGAAAGAGUCGUCGGACACGGGCCGGCUGCAGAAGAAGUUUGAGAGGAAGCUCAGCGCGCUCGUCGCCACGGACACGCCGCCGCAACUCAAAGAUUCCAUGCAAGAUGUUAUUAUUGAAUCUUCAAGGAAUCUCUCCGAAAAAUUUAUGUCCAAAAGUUACAAAGUGCUGGCGCGGGAGGCUGUUAUUUCCGAGAUGCAGAAUCGCGGUAACGAGAUCCUAGCCGAAGUCGGUGCUGACACCGAAUCUUAUUUCUACUCGGCUCAAAGGUUAAAGAAAAACAAAAACAUUGAAGCGAACGCUCCACGAGAAAUGAUACAAGAGCAGUUGACACAGAAAUUAGGGGAAAUGAUAAAAGGCCGAGGCACACCGCGUAAAGUGGCUCCGUAUAUAAAAGAUUAUGUUCAGACGACAACCGGAUAUCUUUCCGAACAUGUAACUAUACCAGACAAGGAAAUCGAAGCGUAUAUCGCAUUACUUACGGAAGCCGAGGUGGCUGGCGACACCCCACUCGUCGAAGGAAAAAUACAUAAAACGCAUGCUGAAGCAGUUGCGUAUUGGCGUAAGCUGACAACAUUCGAUGAUGAAAUAAACAGACGAGACGGCACGCUGCAGUCCUCUAUAGAAAACAAGCUGAGGAAGGUGAUGGAAGAUGUCACACCCUCGGGUUAUGAUAAAACAGAUCUCAACAAUGUUAUCCAGCGAAAUGCUGGACUUCUUACAUCUUAUGUCAAACUUCAGGAGGAAAAGUCAGAAGCUUUAAAAAUAUUAGUAGAACAAAUGGACAAAGAAAAAGACGCUGUACUUUUGCGUCAUGGCACAUUGCGUAAGACACAUCUUGACGGCGCUAACCUCUUACGAACAAAGACAGCUGAUCAAUUGAGUGUAACCAAUGUAGAUCCUGUCGUGUCGAGAAAAAUACAAAUUAAACUGAAAAUAUUAGCAAACAAAAGUUUUGCAACAAAUAAGUACAAAGAUCUCAUAGAUGAUGUAGUUGAUGAUGUCACGAAUUAUCUUGCCGUAUACUUCUUGCAACCAGAAGUCAUCCAAGUUUGUAAAUGCAUGAAGAAUGUCAUCGUCCAAUGCGAAUUAUGGUGCGAAGGAAGCUUAAGAAGGAUCGGUCGAGUUUGUUCUAGAAGAUCCCGUCACGUGUCAAUCCAGGAUGUAUCAGACGUGUGCCCCGGGCGCGCCAUGCAGCUGGGCCCCUGCGGCCCGCGCAUCUGCGGCUCCGGCGUAGAGAUAUCCAUCAGACAAUGUCCACUGAAACACGCAAAGUCCUCACAAACCUGUCCCGUCACCAAACCUUCACCUGGCUGCGGGUCAAACAUCACCGCUGGCUAUGUUUUGUACCCUUCUCCUGGAGGACCUUUCGACAAUAUCCCUACGAAACUCUCCGCAUCAGAAUGUUCAGAAGAAUUGACAAUAUUUACCGCGGAAACCGAUGCCGUUUCUACAACUUAUAAUCCAUCUUGCAAAGAUGUACAGUUAUCUGAUUAUGUUGAAAGUCAACCUUUUCGAGCACCAUUGCCGUUUGAAAAGAAAACCUUACCAAAUUUUAGAUCUCUGCAUAUGUUUGGAUCGACACCAACUGUGAUAGUUGCUCGUGAAACGAAUUCAAGUGUGACGGGCAGACCCAAGAUCCAGCCGCAAAGUUCAUGGACGACCCAGACUAGAAAUAUUUAUAGUUCUCGGACGCCGAUUGUAACGACGGAUCAAAUGACCGACUGGCACUCUAUGAUGGUCAGCAUUAUGUGGAAUGUGCAAGCCUGGAAGACUUGGAUAUAUAACAGUAUCAAGAAAAUUUUAACUUUUCAAGAAAACAGUGAUUUAGAAUUGGAUAAAACUUGGAUAAACUUCCAAAGAACAACUACAACUGAGAUUUUACAAUGGACUCAAUACAAGUCUUUUAGCCGACAACUAAUUAUACGUAUUGCUUCAAAAUACAAAAACAAGAAGAUUGUAUCACCGACAAGAACUACGGUCAAAACUAGAAAUUUUAUCGACACUCACAAUGAAAUGUUGGACCUUAUCGAAAUGUUUAACAGAUGGACACAUUGGUUGACAGAUGCUAUAAAAGAGACGGACAUGCUACGACAAUAUAAGGAUUCAUCAUCCGAACGAUGGCGAAUACUGAAAGAGAGAGUUAAAGAACACUUGAAAGAGUGGGAGCAAUGCAAUGACCGUUUAUGUAGUCCUUGGGAAUCAAGAUUUAAAAAACAGUUAUCAGGUUAAUUUUUUCCUGUUUUCUCUUUGUGU
Molecule: messenger RNA, 5563 nt
Organism: Papilio polytes (common Mormon)
Lineage: Eukaryota; Metazoa; Arthropoda; Insecta; Lepidoptera; Papilionidae
Exons: 51
Coding region: 14-5539 (1841 amino acids)
Source: RefSeq, a predicted model, not a curated record